Messenger RNA from Rhineura floridana, 4099 nucleotides. It is a transcript of the gene LARP4, whose product is annotated as La ribonucleoprotein 4. The record is from RefSeq and is a predicted model, not a curated record. Gene Ontology annotation, cellular component: cytosol; cytoplasmic stress granule. NCBI's taxonomy places the organism in Eukaryota, Metazoa, Chordata, Lepidosauria, Squamata, Rhineuridae. Gene Ontology annotation, biological process: positive regulation of translation. Gene Ontology annotation, molecular function: mRNA 3'-UTR binding.
GAAGGGGAGGGGGGAAGGGCUCAGCCCUGGCCGAGAGUGAAGCAAUAGCGGUGGCUGGAGAGAGAGCGAGGCCGGAGAAAGAGGCGGUAGCGACGGCGACGACGGGAGGCGGAGCCUGUGUCCUUUCGCGCGGCUACAGCGAAGUGUGGCUUUCGUUGCCGGCGGUGGGGGGCAGAGGAAGAAGAUCCCGGGGGCCCGCCGGGCUGGGUUAGGGGUGGUGUGUGUGUAUGUCAAAGACUGGCGGGGUGGGAGGUUAGAAAAAGAAGAUGCUGCUGUUCGUGGAGGUAACAUCGAAAGGUGCCAGCUUAAAUCCUAAUGCAAAAGUAUGGCAGGAAAGCAUGCAGGGAAACUCGGAAGCUGCACCAGCAACUAAUGGCGCUGAGCAGUCAUGGCAAGAGACAGUAGCUGUGUUGGGAAAUUGUACAGAGGGUAAUGCUGAGGUUGCAGAUGAUGUUGCAAAGCAAUAUGAAACAAUGUAUUCAUCUUGUGAACCGUCAGACAGUUCAGGUGUUGAGGAAUCAGUGGCUAAUGGAAUGGUCUUGGCACAUGAGGAACUUGGAUACCAACUCUAUGAUGUUUCUGGUGAAGGCAGCCCUGUCAUUUCUACGGAAGACCUGAAAGAAUGUUUGAAGAAACAACUAGAGUUUUGUUUCUCACGUGAGAAUCUGUCCAAGGAUCUUUACUUGAUGUCACAAAUGGACAGUGAUCAAUUCAUUCCAAUAUGGACAAUCGCCAACAUGGAAGGAAUUAAGAAACUGACAACUAAUAUGGAUCUAAUUGUAGAAGUACUGAGAUCUUCUCCUAUAGUCCAAGUGGAUGAGCGAGGAGAAAAAGUUAGACCAAACCACAAACGAUGCAUUAUUAUUCUCCGUGAGAUUCCCGAAACAACACCUGUAGAGGAGGUACAGGCACUGUUUAAAAAUGAAAGCUGCCCCAAAGUGAUAAGUUGUGAAUUUGCUCACAAUAACAACUGGUACGUUACAUUCCAGUCAGACACUGAUGCACAGCAGGCAUUCAAAUACUUACGGGAAGAAGUUAAAACCUUUCAGGGCAAGCCAAUAAUGGCCAGGAUAAAAGCCAUCAAUACAUUUUUUGCCAAGAAUGGUUACCGGGUUGUGGAUUCCAGUGUAUAUGUUCAGCCUGUUCAGACCCAAGCACAGUUUGCCUCACCACUGUUUAUGCAGCCUGUAUAUAGUCCUCAGCAGUACUCCAUCUACAGUAUUGUGCCUCAGACAUGGUCUCCAAACCCUGCACCUUAUUUUGAAACACCACUGGCUCCAUUUCCCAAUGGUGGAUUUGUGAAUGGCUUCAGUUCGCCAGGAUCGUACAAGACAAAUGCUGCUGCAUUAAGUAUAGCUCGCCCAUUCCAUAGAAACCGCGUGAAGCCUCAUUUCCGGUUGUCGAGUAGUUCUGAACAUUCUGCAGACGUAACAUCAGCAGUCAGUGCCGUGUCAGUAGGAGAUGGACAACUGCACAGAGCCAGCUCAAGGAACUUUCAAACUGAACGGCAAGCAAAUACCUUCUCAGGACACCAAGAGCAAAGCUAUUCAUCAAAGGAUUCUUCUAUCACUCAGAUAGAGCAAAACGGUGAUUAUGGCAUGACUAGGGGCAGGAGGAACAUUUUCAGAGGUCGGAGAAGACGGGAAGAUGACAGACUUCCACGGCCUCAGCCUUCAGUUGAAACUAAGACUUUGACACCAAAAUUUGACUUGCUAGCCUCGAAUUUCCCUCCAUUGCCUGGUAGCAUGAUAAAAACGCAAGGAGAUCCUGUCUUGGAGAGUAGGAUGUCGGACAUUGUUAAAGGAAUAAGUAAAGAAAAGGAAAACAAAGAGUUGCCAGUCAGUUGUCUAGCAUCUACUCAGGAAGAACGGGGCCAAAAUACUGUUCAGCCUGUCAUGAGUGCCAGUUCUCCCUGUGGGAUUGAUGUUCCUGGAUUAAGUGCCACUGAGCCAGAUAAGAAGUUGGAAGAGGUCCAUAUACAGAAAGAGGUUGCAAGCCAGACUUCACCACCUUCAUCCGUGUGUCCCCUUAGUACUGUAAAAUCACCUAGGACAAACACCACUUCAUCUACAACCAAUACAAAUACAAUGCCUACUGUGACAGUUCAGGAACCCCGGAAGCUCAGUUAUGCUGAAGUCUGCCAGAAACCCCCAAAGGAGAUAGCUCCAGUUCCUGCUCAGCCACUUAGGGAGCUGCGUACCAAUGUAACUUCUCCUGCCAAAACAGAAGAAAAUGGCACCCUUGAAAGAUCUGGCGAGAAGGCACAUGAAAAACCUGAAGGGCGGGUGAAGGACUUUGUUGUCUUCAGGGGCAAUGGGCCUCCUAAAGGAGCUGCCGAAAAUCAGGGAACAGAGGCGCCAAUGUGGGCGCAGGUCUUCUCCUCAGGGAGCGCCUCGGCGUGUUGGCAAGGAACAGUAUGUGCCACCGCGAUCACCAAAGGAAAAUUGAUGACUUUAUUUAAUCAUAACCAUGGACUAAAGAGCAGUAGAGGAGAAACUGGCCAGCUGUGAGAAAUUUAAAUAUGGGAAAAGUGGACACUGAAUUCAAGAGCACAGAGUUUGUGGUGUGUGAGUGCUUGAAGGGGUCCCAAUAUUCAUCUCAAAGUGAUAUAUAAAAUGCUGGAGGAAUUGAAUCAAUAUAAAUAUGAUAAAGAUUAUAAUUUUUGUAACUUUUUUGUUUUUAAUUUGCAGCAGAUUUCCUGCCCGAACUAGAGUCUUGGGUUAUGAAUUAGUUUGUUGAAUAUGAGGAACAAAUACACACUUUAGCAUAUUCCUCACAUGGAGAAAGAGGGGGCAAAAUAAUAUUUUUUUUGAAAAAAGCAUUUCUGUAAAACUUACAAAUUACUUUUUAAAAUCUAUUUAAUGUAUGGCUUGUAGGAUGAUGUGUAUGCCAUUAAUGGCCUUGCAUUACAAAUCAGCCCCAAAACUGACGUGCUUGGUCAGUAUGAAUGAGCGUAGCCACAUACUUGUUAUGUCAUGAUUUAGUCACUGAUGAUAACUGAAUGUACUACUGUAGUAUUUUGUGUUUUGGAAAUAUAGUCUUUGACCUUACUAAUUUUGGUCAGCUUUUAAAAAGAUAUGAUUUUAGUUUGGAUUAUACAAACAGCAAGAUUAGUAAACAAGAAUAGUGAGCAAAGUUUUAAUUUGUACUUGCUUUCCCUCUAAUUAGGGAUUGUGUUAGUCUUCCCUAUUGCUUUAGUAUUUUCUCUAAAUCUUUAUUACAGAAUUAUGCCCAUCUAUCUGGAGUGGUUGUUCCAGUACUGAUGCAGGACUAAUACAGGAAAAGUGCACAGUAAACAUUCUGUUGAUAUCACAUUUAAUGAAGCUGGACUUUCAGCUCUUCAGUAUGCUGAAUUGUGUAGAAAUGAGGCAAGUAAGUUUGAGGUUUGGCUUUGAUGUAAUACGUUGACAGGCCUCUAUAGAGUGGCUUACAUUGAUGCACUGAAAAAGCUCUUUCUACUCAAAAGGCACUUUAUACUGUAUUGGAGAUCAGGUUUUGCUUAGAGAGAAGACUCUUGAACAGCAAGUUUAGUAACUAGGUUUCCUCGGUUAUUAGAGCUGAUAGCCAUGGAAACUUUUAAGUUAGGUUGGGAAAACUUGGAGAGGACUUUUACAUAGCUUUAUGUUAAUUAGAUUAACAACAUUGUGUAAUAAGCAGAUUGGUGUAUAAACCGGUAACUGUAGUAAGAAAAGGAGUAAGAAAACUACAACAUGUUAAUCUGCCAAAAUUUACAUGCUAGGGUUCAAGGUUCUGUAUUCAAGUGUUAGGGAAAUGUACCUUGCAGCAACAAACUGUACCUCUUUCUUUAGUUAAUAGCAAGUAUAACAAAUCUAAAGUUGUUAGUUGUGAACACUGGAAAACUCAGUUGCGAGAUACCACCACAUCUUAAUUCAUGUAUGCUAGUGAUGACUUUAAAAUGUCAGUGGCAGAUAAUUAACUGUGAAAAUGUUCGUCUUCUGAUUUUCUUAGCCAGAUAACCCUUGGCAAUUUUGACUCAGUAGGCAUUCUCUAUCAAUGACUUCGAGAACACUCAUAUCUAUUUUUAUAAGUAUAUAUAUAUAUAUAUAUAUAAAGUUAGAUUUGUCAUUUCUCUAACUUA